UGAGGUACGUGGGCAGGAAGCGGAAGCGCCCAGGGAGCCCCAGCUGCAGCUGAGCGCACCAGAGCUCACUUCCACUCAACGCGGCCAGAGCUGGUGGCAGGCGCCCAGGCACCGAGGCCGGCGGACUGAUGGACCUGCCCUGUGCCCUAGGGCUCGGGACACUGCUGGCCCUGCCAGGGGUCCUGGGCUCGGGCGGCAGUGCUGAGGACAGUGAGGGUUCCAACUCCGUCACUGUCGUCGUGCUGCUGCUGCUGCUCCUGCUGUUGGCCACCGGCCUGGCGCUGGCCUGGUGCCGCCUCAGCCGGGACUCAGGGGGCUACUACCACCCGGCCCGCCUGGGCGCCGCGCUGUGGGGCCGCACCCGCCGCCUCCUUUGGGCCAGCCCGCCGGGCCGCUGGCUCCGGGCUCGGGCCAAGCUGGAGUCGCCCGACGAGGACCCCGAGCAGCCGCAGGACAGGCAGGAUGUGGAAGAAGACUACCACCUGGCCGGCGGCCUGGAGGACACAGAGUCCCUGGAGGAGGAGCAGCAGGCAGGAGAGGGGCCCGGCCCCCAGCAGGCCCCAGAGCCAGCUGACGAAGCAUGUGACAGUAACAUCGAAGGGGGCCUGGGCCUCAGAUCCCAGGGGCCGGCGGGCUCGGGGGGCAGCGCUGAGGCCCUGCUGAGCGACCUGCACGCCUUCGCCGGCAGCGCGGCCUGGGACGACAGCGCCGAAGCGGCAGGGGGCCAGGGCCUCCACGUCACCGCUCUGUAAGAGCCAACGGGGUGGGCCACCCCCGUCACCGUACCUGUGUCCCGAGCUGUCCCGGACCCAGCAUCACCCACACCCCCUCCCCAUGAAGAGUCUCAGAUCACCGCUCCCCUAGCAGUUCUGUCCCCAAAGCUCUGCGGCCCUAUUCCCACCAGGAAGGGACACUGGGCAGCCAUCUGAAAUAAAACCCCUCCAGCCCCGAG
Messenger RNA from Lontra canadensis (Northern American river otter), 952 nucleotides. It is a transcript of the gene PTPRCAP, whose product is annotated as protein tyrosine phosphatase receptor type C associated protein. The transcript is spliced from 2 exons. Gene Ontology annotation, cellular component: plasma membrane. NCBI's taxonomy places the organism in Eukaryota, Metazoa, Chordata, Mammalia, Carnivora, Mustelidae. Bases 129 to 752 code for a protein of 207 amino acids. The record is from RefSeq and is a predicted model, not a curated record.